AUGAAUCAUUUUGAGGAAGCUGUUUACUUUUUUGACUAAGCUUUAAACAUCGAUUCCAUUAAUUAUAAUUUCCUCAAAUGCAAAGGUAAAAAAGUUUUUUAUUUUAUUAUUUAUUUUAGACAAUGCAUUAAUUAAUUUGAAUCAUUUGGAAGAAGCUAUUGAAUUCUAUGAUAAAGCUUUGCACAUCAAUCCUAAUAGUUUUGAUCUGCUCAAUAACAAAAGUAAUUGAGUUUUCUUUAAUUUUAGGCUUAGCCUUAUUGGUACUUAUUUAAUGAUUAUAACUAUAUAAAUUGUCUCGCUUUUGGAGGCUAUUUAGUUUUACGAUAAAGCUUUAAAUAUAAUUCCUGAUGAUUGUGAUGUCCUCAAUAAUAAAGGUAUUUGAGUUUGUCAUUUUGUUUUUAAUUUUAGGCAAUGCAUUAUAUGGUUUGAGUUGUUUUGAGUAAGCUAUAAAAGUUUAUGAUAAAGCUUUAAGCAUCAAUCCUAAAUUUUUUGAAGUGCUCAUUAACCAAGGUAAAUUAGUUUUUCAUUUAUUUAAACCUUAGAUUUAGCAUUGAAUGAGUUAAAUCAUUUUGAAGAGGCUAUUAAAUUUUUUGAUAAAUCUUUAAAUAUUAAUCCUGAAGAAUAUGAUGUGAUAAAUAACAAAGGUAAAAUAUGUCUUUCGAUUUAUAUUUAUUUUAGCCGUAGCUUUACUUAAACUAAAUCAUUCUUAGCAAAGCCUAAAGAUACUGAUAUGUUUAAGAAAAAGGUAAAGGAAGUUUUACAUUUUGUAUAUAAUUUUAGGUAAUGCAUCACUUAAAAUAAAUCAAUUUGAGGAAUCUAAUUAAUAAUAAGAUAAUUUUUAAACCUCAAUUAAUAAAAUAAGGAAGCACAUUCACAUAGGCAUAGUAUUAAAAACAUAAUGA
Messenger RNA from Paramecium sonneborni, 902 nucleotides. Lineage: Eukaryota; Ciliophora; Oligohymenophorea; Peniculida; Parameciidae. The record is from the annotation of a GenBank genome assembly.